Messenger RNA from Archocentrus centrarchus (flier cichlid), 2476 nucleotides. RefSeq names its product RNA binding motif protein 24a (gene rbm24a). The transcript is spliced from 4 exons. The coding region runs from base 287 to 982 and encodes 231 amino acids. Gene Ontology annotation, molecular function: mRNA 3'-UTR binding. NCBI's taxonomy places the organism in Eukaryota, Metazoa, Chordata, Actinopteri, Cichliformes, Cichlidae. Gene Ontology annotation, biological process: regulation of alternative mRNA splicing, via spliceosome; mRNA stabilization; positive regulation of myotube differentiation. The record is from RefSeq and is a predicted model, not a curated record. Gene Ontology annotation, cellular component: cytosol; nucleus.
CUAUUUAGUUAGACAGCAGAGUUACCAAGAAGAGAGCUGGAAACACCUGAUGGUAUCUUUGGGACAAUCCGCUCCAUAUUUCUGCCCUCUUACUGUCGCAAGUUUAAUCUACCUCCAGGCUUCUUCACUGUCGAGUUUUUGUUUUGUUUUCUCCUCUGAAAGACUUUAGAGCCAGCUGAUCUCUCCCUUUCUUUCUAUCUCUCUUCAUCCAAAGUAUUAUCGAUAAGGAGACAUUGCACUACUAUUAUUUUUUAUAGUUUCUAUUUAUUGUAUUUUUGCACUAACGAUGCACACCACGCAAAAGGACACGACCUAUACCAAGAUUUUUGUUGGGGGUCUUCCCUACCACACCACGGAUUCCAGUCUCAGGAAAUAUUUUGAAGUUUUUGGUGAGAUUGAAGAAGCGGUGGUCAUUACCGACAGGCAGACCGGCAAGUCCAGAGGUUACGGAUUUGUGACGAUGGCAGACCGUGCAGCCGCAGAUCGGGCCUGUAAGGACCCCAACCCGAUCAUCGAUGGCAGGAAGGCCAAUGUCAACCUGGCAUACCUGGGUGCCAAGCCUCGGGUGAUGCAACCAGGUUUUACCUUUGGUGUUCCCCAGAUUCACCCUGCAUUCAUCCAAAGGCCUUAUGGGAUCCCGGCCCACUAUGUGUACCCUCAGGCCUUCGUUCAGCCUAGCGUGGUCAUCCCGCAUGUGCAGCCUGCAGCUGCUGCACCUCCCACUGCCUCCUCCCCCUACAUCGACUACACCGGAGCCGCAUAUGCACAGUAUUCUGCUGCUGCAGCCAGCGCUGCCGCUGCUGCUUACGAGCAGUACCCUUACACCGCCUCCCCUGCAGCCACAGGCUACGUGGCCACUGCCGGAUAUGGCUAUGCUGUCCAGCAACCUUUAGCCACCACUGCCCCGGGUUCAGCUGCUGCUGCAGCCGCAGCCUUCGGCCAGUACCAGCCUCAGCAGUUGCAAGCUGACCGCAUGCAAUAGCAGGUCCUGCAAGCAUUGGACAUGCAGAGCAAGGAGGCCCACCCCGACUACAGCUGAUUUGUUAAUUCUGGAGGUGAAAAAAACAAAAAACAGAGGGAUUGGCCUUAAGGGUGUGGCAUGUCAACAAGUCAGAAGCAGAGUUGCUUUAAAAGGUGAUGAUGAUGGUGAUGAUGGUAGUGAUGAUGAUGAUGAUGAUGGUGAGGUGGGAACUUUUUACAGUAACUUUCCAACUUGCUGUGCUUCAACCAAAAAACAAAAAACAAGAAACAAACAAACAAAAAAAAAACAGAAAAUGAAAAAAAAAAAAAGCCGCAGAACAAAUAAUGAAAAUGGUUUUCUAUUAUUAUUAUUAUUAUUGUUGUUAUUACUAUGAUUAUUAUUAUCAUUACUAUUAUCAUUGUAGUAGAGUACUUAUCUUUAGAGUAAAAAGAUCCAGGAACUAAUCCCUGUGGUUGGUAUAGGUCCUAUUGCUGUCUUUAACGUUAGUUUAGGAAAAUGCUCUUUUUUGCCCCUCUUGUUCGGUUAUUUAAUGCCCUCAUAACAUUUAUAUUUAUUAUUUGUUAUUAUUAAACAUUGAGGGCUCUGCUAGUUCUUUUUGUCUUUUCAAAUGCAUUUUUGAAGUUAAUAUUUUCUGAUAAUCAGGGAAAUGGAACUGUUUCCACUGUGUUAGCUAUUAUUUUAUGUGACCUCUGUCGGGAAGUCGAGGAGUAACUUGCCAUGUCACAAACAUUUGAAGAACUACCUUAUUAUCUUCCUGAUGCUGAAUGUCCCUUUUUUUUUUUACUCUGUGUCUCGACCUCUUGACCUAUGCAAAGCAAACAAAUCACCAUCAGACAAAAAGAAGAAAAAAACAAAACAAAGAACAGAAACUGAAAAUGUCAUCAACUCUGACUUGACUCUUGGACUAAAGGGGGACUUGGCAAACAAAACAAAGGCACUGACAAAAGGAGAGAGACUGAAAACGGCUUCGGACAAUGAGAAACACUAAAUCUGUUGCUUUUCCGCGGUUCGCUCACAUGUAAACUGACACAUACAUCCAGAGUUGCACACAUAGCAGUCAAAGACAAAGGCAGCGCAGUCGUGUUUCUCUCUGACUUUGCGGGGGAGAGAAAGGAAAAAGAGGGAGAAACAGGGAGAGCAGCAGCUGGUGGUGGUGGUGGGGUCGACAGAGCCCGCUCCAGCGCCACACAGACGGAUCACUCUGGAAAGAACGCAUCACUUGUGCUCGUUUGUUGAGUUGUCACAUUUUAAUCCCUGGCCGAGCCAUUUGGGAACCAACUUUACCCCAUCCCACACACACUCACACACAGCACCGAGCCCCACAGCAGAGCCCCCCACCACGGUCAAUCAGCACUGCCACUGUCAGCAUUUCCACCUCUGUGCUGCUUUAGUCAGGUACGCACUCACAAACACUUUCACCAAAGCCACCCCGACAACUGGCCUGCCUCAUGUCUGUCAAGAACACCAGGUGGGGUGGAGAGGAUGUGGGUUAAC